CAGGCGGAGGUGGAGGUGGAGGCCGGCGGAUCCUUUAGCAGUUGGAACCCACGGUUUCGACCCAUUAGAACUCCAAUAAUAACUAUCCCUCACCACACCACACCAAACUGCUAGGGAGGUGGAGCCCAAACCAAGUGAAUUUGUUAGUAGUGUUGGCCCAUUAGCACCCAAGGGAAGCCCAAAGUAAAAUCCAAACUGUUAAAGUUAUUUCAGCCCAAACCAUUUGCAGGGUUACUGUCGGGCGUCUCCCAACCGGGAGACGACUGUCCCCCUAGUCGCCUCCGCGUCUGCGGUGACCAGUUGACCACAUCCAACCAUUCCACACCACUUCCAGGAAACUUCGUUUCUCCGGAUCAGCCUCCGCAUCUUUCCCUCGCCCUUCUGUUCUUCCGCGCCAGUUUCUCCAUGCACCAGAUCGCCGUCCAGGACUCCCAGAAUGCUCCAAAGAUCGAUUGGAAGGAAGCCCAUCAGGUCGAAGUAUUUACUUUUAAGGAGCUCGUAAAGGCCACCAACAACUUUGCUCCUGACAAAAAGAUCGGUGAAGGCGCGUUCGGCUCGGUGUACAUGGGAUGGCUUCCUGACGGUCGAGAGGUAGCCAUCAAGCGGAGAGAGCACGGCUCAAUUCAAGGGAUAGAAGAGUUCCAGGCAGAGGUGACCAUCCUCCACUCAGUUAGCCACAAGCAUAUCGUCCGUCUCUUUGGAUCCUGUGUCCCGCAGGAGAAGCGCCAGCUUCUUCCGAAGUUCUGGAAAAAGCAGAACGAGAAGCAGGGAGAUCUGUUGGUCGUCUAUGAGUUUCUUGAGAACCGCUCGCUCGACAUCCACCUGCACGGCCAGCCAUCGCCGUCGCCGGUGACGGCGUCCUGGAAGAUGCGCAUCGAGAUACUGCUUGGCGUGUCCCGGGCCAUCGAGUACCUGCAAUCUUACGCCGAGCUGCCGGUGAUCCACCGCGACGUCAAGUUGUCCAAUAUCCUUCUCGAUGCGAGCUGGGCGCCGCGCUUGACGGACUUCGGUUUGGCACUCACAUGGGAAGGCCCGGACCAUACGGAGACUGUCUGCGGCACCUAUGGAUACAUAGCCCCGGAGUACGCUCUUAGAGGCGAUCUGAACCUGACGAGCGACGUCUACAGUUUUGGUGUUGUGAUGCUGGAGGUAUUGACGGGGAAGACAUCAAGACAUUUGUUAGAAGAAGAAAGGGAGAAGGAGAUACGCGCCUAUGAGGAAGAGAAGAAGAGAGAAGUACGGGAGUUGGAGGAGGAGAGAGAAGAGUGGGAGGAAGAGCAGCAGAAGAGAGACGAAUGGAAGGAAACAGAGGAGGGAGACGAGUGUGAGGAAGAGGACACGACAGAAGAACGGGAUGAGGAGACUGAGGAGAGGGCAAAGCAGGACAACUUUGCUCGCUACAACAGCUACACCUUGGUGGAGUUGGCCGUGCCACUGAUUGAGGCGGGUGAGCUGUGGAAGGUGCUGGACAGGCGCCCGGCAGUGAAGCCAACGCCGAGACAGCUGGAGGCGGCGGAACUGGUGGCGCAGGAGGCAGUGCGCUGCGUGCGGCUGCAGUGGGAGGCCCGGCCGUCCAUUUCGGAAGUCGUGGCCACCCUCGAGACGGCGCUAGAGCUGGCCCGUUGCGAUGGCUAGUCUGGUUCGGGAGUCGGUGAAUGUAUCUCUCAUGUAGAAUGAUCCAUCAUGAUUAACGCUGUUGCUUUGUUCCCUCCUGCGCGCUUACACAAUUAGGCAUAUCAAUGUAUCAUGGUGAGAUGGUGAUGAAAAUUGAAACUUUAAUGGUAGCUUGACAUUUGUAUUCUUUGAAAUAGCAUGUACAACAAAGCAUAGUUCCUAUA
Molecule: messenger RNA, 1838 nt
Organism: Setaria italica (foxtail millet)
Lineage: Eukaryota; Viridiplantae; Streptophyta; Magnoliopsida; Poales; Poaceae
Product: probable serine/threonine-protein kinase PBL23
Exons: 2
Coding region: 406-1635 (409 amino acids)
Biological process (GO): protein phosphorylation
Molecular function (GO): ATP binding; protein serine/threonine kinase activity
Source: RefSeq, a predicted model, not a curated record